AUGGCUGCUAGUUUGCAAGGGCACCAGGUACAUCCUGAGGGACGUACAUGGAAGACGCAUUUUCCGAAGGGCGAUCUCUGGGUAUUUGGAUAUGGGAGUUUGAUCUGGAAACCACCCCCACACUACGCUAACAUUGCCAUGCAGACCAACGCGUCCCAGGCUACAUCAAUGGUUAUGUUCGACGUUUUUGGCAGGACUAAUCCGGACACGACCGUCCACACCUUCGUAUGGUUGAUAAAUCUUCUUUGGACUGACAUCGCUGUUCUUUUUGCCGGACUUAGUACCGAUCACCGCGGAACACCCGAACAGCCUGGUCGAGUGGUUACUGUGAUUGAACGAGAAUUCUGGGAAACAUUGGAUGACCCGCUCGCUCAAUUGGAAUCCGACUCUGAAUCCACUGCCAAAGUGUGGGGCGCCGCAUACCAUAUUCCGGCGUCACAUGCGGAGGAAGUCCAUGACUACCUCGAUGAACGAGAGAUAGAUGGGUAUAGUGCGCACUUCACCCCCUUCCACCCUGUCUCCGGGGAAGAUCCGUCUACUAGCUCCAUCUGUAUGGUGUACAUUGGUCAGCCCACCAACCCACAAUUCCUACGGGAGCUUGCUCAUCGUGAGCCGCAGCAUGUGGCGCAGGUGAUAAGUGGGGGACAUGGACUUAGUGGCAAGAACACAGAGUAUCUAUUCUUGUUAGAGAAGGCGCUAGAAGGAAUUGGACUGGGAUCUGCAGAUGUUCAUGUCACUGAUUUGGUCAAAAGAGUCAAGGCCAUUGAGGCAGAGGGCGAAGGGGAGAGGGAAGAGAGGGAGGCAGCGGAGGAAGUAGAGCAUUCUUUGGCUGCUCAUGAGGAGGUUCAGAGUGGAGAUAGUAUUGAGUGA
Messenger RNA from Penicillium verhagenii, 870 nucleotides. RefSeq names its product gamma-glutamylcyclotransferase. Bases 1 to 870 code for a protein of 289 amino acids. The record is from RefSeq and is a predicted model, not a curated record. Gene Ontology annotation, biological process: glutathione catabolic process. The transcript has 5 exons. Gene Ontology annotation, cellular component: cytoplasm. Gene Ontology annotation, molecular function: gamma-glutamylcyclotransferase activity; glutathione specific gamma-glutamylcyclotransferase activity. Lineage: Eukaryota; Fungi; Ascomycota; Eurotiomycetes; Eurotiales; Aspergillaceae.